AUGGCAGAGAGAAAUCUCUUGGCGGAUGCAUCGAGAAUCCUCGACAAAGCGAGUAACUCAAAGAUCAAGGGAAAUUGCACAGCGAUGUUGGCCGCCCGACUUCGAUCGCUCGGCUACGAUGCGGCCAUUUGCAAGUCCCAAUGGGAUAAAAAUCCUUCUUUUCCGGCGGGGGAGCACGAGUACGUCGACGCGGUGGUCGGCACCGACCGCCUCCUGGUGGACGCGGGCUUCCGGUCGGAGUUCGAGGUGGCGCGGCCCAGCAAGAUGUACCGCGCCAUCAUCCAGCUGCUGCCGCAAGCAUUCGUCAGCCAGCCCCACCGACUCCAGCAGAUCGUGGUCGUCGCCUCGGAGGCAGCCUGGCACAGCCUGAAGAAGAACGGCCUCCACGUGCCACCGUGGAGGCGGCACGAGUACAUGAGGACCAAGUGGUUCUCCGCUUACCAUCGUGCCGUGGAAGAAGCUGAAGCCAAGGACAACUCCGCCCGAGGAAGCAACAACGACGGCAAUAGAGGUGGUGGGCUCGCCGUGGACGACAGUGCCAGCGAGGCCAAAACUGGGGGAUAA
Messenger RNA from Zingiber officinale, 564 nucleotides. RefSeq lists its product as uncharacterized. Bases 1 to 564 code for a protein of 187 amino acids. The record is from RefSeq and is a predicted model, not a curated record. Lineage: Eukaryota; Viridiplantae; Streptophyta; Magnoliopsida; Zingiberales; Zingiberaceae. The transcript has a single exon.